UGUCCUCUUUGCAAUCAGCAGUCGCCAGCUGCAGCUGAGGGCUCUUCAUCUUUAACCUGCUGCAGACACCCGGAGAGACACACGCACCCGUUCACCUGCUGAUAACCGAGCGAAGAUGUUCUGCAGACGGGCAUGGCAGAGGGUCGGGCCGCUGGCACGGUGGGCUUUCAAGCCGACAUCCAGAAACGCAGCUCCAGUGCGACACAUGGCCUUCGGGGUUCCUGGUGGCUCCUCCAACAUGGCAUACUUUGUUCUGUGCGGUGGAGGCCUCACUGCUGCCGUCGUCUAUGCCUACAAGACGGUCAAUGGUGAUAGUGAGCGCUAUGAGGACAGACUCGCCAGCAUGGGCUCCACAGCAAAGGCACCAGAAGCAGCGGUACCGGAACCAGCGGUACCGGAACCGGCAGCACCAGAAGCGGCAGCACCGGAAGUGGAAGCUCUCACAGCUGAAGCAGAAGCGCCAGAAGCAGCAGCUCCCGCAGCUGAACUCGCCCCAGUGGAGGAGGCAGCACCGGCAAUGGAGGUCGUUGCCGAGUCUGCCCCUGCAGAACCAGUAGCGGAGACCGCUGCCGAACCUGUCGUCGAGGCCGCCUCUGAAGAAGCCGCCGCUGUCGCCUCAGAGGUUGUCGUUGCCGAGGCUGCAGCUGAGCCAGCAGUCGCAGAAGAAGCUGAGCCAGCAGUCGCAGAAGAAGCUGCUCCACCUGCAGCGGUUGAGGCGGUUCCAGAAGCUGUGGAAGUCGCUGUGGAAGUCGCUGCCACAGAGGAGACGCCAGCAGAGGCCCCUGUAGCAGAGAGUGCUGGUACGGCAGCAGUAGAUGAAGUCCUUCCUGAGGCAGAGACUGGCUCUGCAGCCCCUGAGGCUGAGGCUGCCCCUGAGGCUGAGGUGGCUGCAUAAAGCUGUGAUGCCUCAUAGUUUGCCCAGAAAGGAGGGCUGGGAAUUAAUUGUGCUGUGUCCCACCUCUCUGGGCCUAGGAAAAAAGGACUCAUGAACCCCUGUUUUAAUAAAGGGAGCGGGGAACAGCAUUUAGGUUUCACUUCUGGUUGGUUAAUGAAUACCAGUUAGGGGUUCAUCAGUCCAGUUUUCAGGUGCCUUCCUUUCCUUAGCUCACCUCACCCCAACCUUCAGACCCAAACCAGAACAUUUGGCAUUAGGCUGUCUGUUUAGAUUCAGUUCAGAAAAUUCAGUUUCUUUAGGAAUUCUUGUAGCCAGAGCAAAUCCAAAUGAUGGUUUGGCUGCUGUACAGUUAAUAGAGGAGUGUUAAACUAGGUGAUACAAGUCAUGGAGCAGAGUUUGGGACUAAUGUUUUCUGUAAAAUGUUUAAAAAGUGCCCUUAUAGCAGGACAGCCCUGCAUUUUCUCCCUUAGGUAAAAAUAUCAGCAUGGUGAAUGAAUACAGCCCAUUUGAUUGUGGAAGUUGUUCAGUCUUGUCUCUUUCAAUGUCAUUGGCACUUGGUCUUCCUCUGCUCAGCAAACGCUUACUUCCAGCUAUUGCCAUGAAUCUUAUUUUAGGAUUAUUAGCAAACAGUAGAAAGAUGGAACAUGAGGUCUGUGUGCUUCGUUAGUUUUAACGAAGCCACGUUUAAUAAUGUGAAGUGUGACCAAAAACCAGUUAGCUCCUCUUUUCCUGGCUGCAGGAGUUUUUGUGAUUGUAACGUCCUUUUUGCGCAUCUCCUCUCAGAGCGAGACAAAGUUGAAAUUGCGCUUCUCUUCUUUCUUCUUUUCUACUCAUAACAACCCAUAUUCUUUUUUUUCUUUUCUUGCACAUUCAGUUUUAUUUUCAUUAUUACAACCUCUCUACUUACAUCUACAGCAGCCUGCGCCCACUCCAGCCAUGUACAAGACUUUGUAGUGUUAAACUCACUUCUGCUCUGUCUUUACAUUUUAAAUGUGACAAUUCAUUCACCUCUGUCUCUGAGAAGUUGUCAUUAUGAUUAAUACAGUUAAGUGUUCAAAGAAUAAAACCUCACUGGAUCGA
Molecule: messenger RNA, 1975 nt
Organism: Morone saxatilis (striped sea-bass)
Lineage: Eukaryota; Metazoa; Chordata; Actinopteri; Moronidae
Product: coiled-coil domain-containing protein 8 homolog
Exons: 4
Coding region: 116-895 (259 amino acids)
Biological process (GO): anterograde axonal transport
Cellular component (GO): mitochondrion
Source: RefSeq, a predicted model, not a curated record